UUGAAAUGUCAAAAUUAUAACCAAAAACGAAAACGUAACAAAAACCUAAAAUAUAUUGGAAAAUCAAAAUUUACAGUGUAACAAAGAAAUCAAGAUCAAAAUAACAAACGUAAUUCCAGACACAAUGAUUUAUGGAAGACCUUAACAAAUCCAGUUGGUUCUCGACUUCCUUCCGAUGUAUGGACUUCGGUGACAUCGUCAGUAUAAUGACAACCAUUAUACAAGACGAUGGACCAAUGCCCAUGCGGGAUAGGAAACCGACAGAGAGAAUAAAAAAUGCUGCCGACAAAUUCAAGGAAUCCCAUCAACCGGAUUAUGAAGACAGGUUCAUGAAGAAUGCCGAUGGAAUCGAACGAGUGCAUAAUCAUAAUACUGCCUACCCCAAACUUAGAGACGAGUUGGACAGACGACGGUCCCUCACCAAGAACCGGGUUAUGCAGAAUGGAAGGUAUUGUAUUUUGUGUGACACAGAUAUAACAAAGAACGGACUUAUUGGCAGACAUGACAGCUGGUGGCAGUGCCCAAUCUGCCAAAUAAGCGUGAUGGCACUCAUAAUAUGUUUAAUACUAGCGCUAGGGGUAAAGAAUUGAAACGGAAAAAAUCGAAAACUAAAAGAAAAUACGAAAGGAAACCGAAAAUAAAAAUCGAUAAAGUCAAAACAAAGACUAUAACAAAACCGAAAUGCAAUCAUAAAAAAGGUAACGUUCGAAAUUUGAAAUGCGUCUGUCAGUUGAUAAAGGCGCGGAAUAAGAAGGAUGUGGAAAAUUCUAGACGUCAGAAGAAAGAUUUGAAGAAAAAGUAUCAGAGUUUAGAUAUGGAUUUGGAUAUUGAACAAAAUAUGUUUUUGAAAAACGAUAAAAAAACAGAUUCUAAAGAGGAUUUGGGAUACAAAGAUCCUGAUACCAGCGAUCCAUCGAUUAGUACGUUUGCGAGUUUUCCAUCGACAAAUCACGAACCACAGAUAUAAAAUACCAGAGAUAAUUUCUUAUUUCUUUUAAUAACGAAUUCUACAGUACAUGUUAUUGUGCAUUUUUGACUAUUUUGAUGUUUAAAAAUUAAAGAUUACGUUUUUAUUAA
Molecule: messenger RNA, 1077 nt
Organism: Papilio polytes (common Mormon)
Lineage: Eukaryota; Metazoa; Arthropoda; Insecta; Lepidoptera; Papilionidae
Exons: 5
Coding region: 132-590 (152 amino acids)
Source: RefSeq, a predicted model, not a curated record